This is a messenger RNA of Varanus komodoensis (Komodo dragon), 623 nucleotides long. Its product is annotated as cytochrome b-c1 complex subunit 6, mitochondrial. Lineage: Eukaryota; Metazoa; Chordata; Lepidosauria; Squamata; Varanidae. Gene Ontology annotation, biological process: mitochondrial electron transport, ubiquinol to cytochrome c. The coding region runs from base 111 to 386 and encodes 91 amino acids. The transcript is spliced from 4 exons. The record is from RefSeq and is a predicted model, not a curated record.
GGUCGGUUGGAACGAGGGUGAUGAAAGGGCGGGACUUCCGUCGAGCGUGCGGGUGACCCUUGCGCGUCCUUCUGAGGCAGUGGAACGAAGCCUGAGCAAGGUCUGCAGCGAUGGGGUGGCAGGACGAGAAGGCGUUGGAAGGCCGCAGUGGCGACCCAAAGGAGGAAGAGGAGGAGGAGGAAGAACUUGUGGAUCCCUUAACUACUCUCAGGGAACAAUGUGAAAAAUCAGAAAAAUGUUUGAAAGUCCGGGAACGUUUAGAACAGUGUGAUGCUCGAGUGACCUCAAGGUCCCAUACAGAAGAGACCUGUACAGAGGAGCUUUUUGACUUCUUACAUGCGAGAGACCAUUGUGUGGCUCAUAAACUCUUCUCCAAAUUAAAAUAGAUGUUCAUGCAAGCCAAUCCUCUCCUCUUCUACACCUGAUGCAAAUCUGAACUUGUUCUGUUCAAGUAGAUGUGUUGCUAUGCAUUUGUGGCUUGAGAAGAAGGAACUAGCUAUCUAGGAAUUCUUAAGCAUUAGAGGUUGCCAUCAAAAUACUUCUAUGUUGUUUGGAAGAUUUGCAACACUUUACAAUGUUUCUGUAUCUUCCCAUAUUAAACAAAGUUCCUGUGAAAUGCUAAA